This is a messenger RNA of Darwinula stevensoni, 1002 nucleotides long. NCBI's taxonomy places the organism in Eukaryota, Metazoa, Arthropoda, Ostracoda, Podocopida, Darwinulidae. The record is from the annotation of a GenBank genome assembly.
AUGCGUUUCGACGAAGGCGAGAUAUUUUCGGACGCGGAAUUGCUGCAGAAUCCAGUCGUGGGGCUUGUGAUCGGGAUCCUGGCCACGGUUCUCGUCCAGAGCUCCUCCACCUCCACCUCCAUCAUCGUUUCUUUGGUUACUGCCGGAAUCAUAAGAGUCCGUCAGGCGAUUCCGAUGAUCAUGGGGGCCAACAUCGGGACAUCGGUCACGAACACGAUCGUCUCCAUGAGCCAAAUCGGGAACCUCGACGACUUCCGCCGGGCCUUCAGCGGAGCCACCAUCCACGACAUGUUCAACUGGCUCUCCGUCGUCGUCCUCCUCCCCGUCGAAGUCGCCACGCGCGAGUGGGGGGGAAUCACAUUCCUCAGUUCAAUCAACACAAAAAGAAUCAUUCUCGAUAUUCUAGAUUAUCCGGAGAAAGUGAGCGAGAUAAUGACUCGAGACAUCGGGGGUGGAGACGCAAGGGUCGAGCUCCUCUCCGUCAUCACGGAUCCUUUCGUCGACCGGAUCGUCCAAAUUGACAGCAAGGUGUUGACUGGGGGGGGGGGCGAAAACAAGCCCGAGUACAGCAAUGCCAGUCAACUCAAGCAUUGUUCGGGCGACGACUCCGACUCGUGCUGCUACUUUUUUUCUGACACGGGGGUGAGCGAUGCCGGUGUGGGUGGGAUUCUUCUCGCAUUGGCUCUUGGCUUCAUGAUAUACUGCCUCCUCACUAUGGUCAACAAGCUCAAUCUCAUCCUACAAGGCCCCUUAGCAGCGGCGACGAAGAAAUACGUGAACGCGGAGCUGCCAGGUGUUCCGUGGCUGACCGGCUACGUCGCCAUCGCCGUGGGGGCCGGCAUGACGUUCCUCGUUCGAUCCAGCUCCGUUUUCACGUCCACCUUGACUCCUCUGGUGGGGAUCGGGGUCAUCUCGCUCGAAAGAAUGUAUCCGUUGACUCUGGGAUCCAACAUCGGUACCACUUCCACGGCGAUCUUGGUCGCUCUGGCAGCCGAUCCGUAA